UUUUAAGUGCUCCUGCACAAAAUUCUAAGAAGAGAGAGAAUUAUGGCCCCCAUCCUAAUAAAGGAAAACGCCAUGCUCCUCAACCCUAUGAAGCUGACCACCAUGUGAUCUCUGCUACUCUCAAUUCUUCAAUAGAAAUUCCAAAGAAUAAGAGAAGGCAUUUAGUUCCUCCAGCUAAUUUUAAUGGUUUUGAGAUCAACCCAUCUGCCCCACAUGCUCCCAUGCUGACUCCAAAACAUAAGAGAAGUUAUGCUCCUUCACCUUAUAUUGGAGGUGCUAUGAUCAAUCUAGCUCCUUCCCCUUCUCCUGUUGAGAUUUCAAAUAAUAAGACAAAGAAUUAUGCUUCCCCACCUUAUGUGGAAGGCCCAAAGAUCAGUACAGCUCCUUUGCACCCUCCAAUCGAGACUUCAAAGAGGAACAGAAGGCAUCAUGCUCCUUCACCAUCUCCUCAAGGCCCUAAUGCCCCUCCAAUCCAGGCUCCAACUUCAUCAAAUAGUGAAAUAUCUGCUGCUCCUUUGCCAUCAUCAGCCAGUCCCACAAGUUAUAUAACAUGGCAAAUUCAUCCUCCAAAAGCUUCUCCUUCUGCAACUUUUGGAGGCAAGUCGUCGUCCCCACCACUGCAACCUAAACGGUCAUUACCCCCUCCUCCUCCUAAUUCAGACUGUGGCCCUGUUGUAUGCCAAUCACCAUUUACAAAUCCAUGUCCUGGAUCACCUUGUAAGUGUGUAUUACCAAUUAAAGUUGGCCUGCGCCUUGGUGUUGCUUUGUACAUAUUCUUUCCCUUGGUUUCUGAAUUUGCAAAAGAAAUUGCUACUGGAGUUUCUAUGAAGCGAAGUCAUGUACGCAUUAUGGGAGCAAAUUCUGCAAUUGAAGAUCCUGAGAAGACAGAUGUGCUUAUCGAUCUGGUUCCACUUGGAAAAUCCUUUGACAACACAACAGUUUUUAUAACCUUUGAGAAGUUCUGGAAAAACCAAGUUUCAAUACAAGCCUCAUAUUUCGGAGACUAUGUUGUAUUAUAUGUUAGCUAUCCAGGCCUUCCCCCAUCACCACCUACAUCAGCAUAUCUUAAUGGGGAAGCAUAUGCUAGUAACAAUAAUGGAAGAGCGAUUCAUCCUCUUGCAGUUGAUUUAAGAAGGAAAAAGAAAAAUCUGGGUGCCAGCGUGAUAGCUAUUAUUGCUAUGACUUCAUUGAUAGCCUUGGUUUUAAUCUUUGGCGCUGCAUGGCUUCUGUUGUUAAGAAAUAGGGACCUAACAGGUCUGCUUCCACAAAAUUUUCAAUCUUCACAACUUCCAAUUGCAAAAUCAUCAGGCGUUCCUAUGAAUGUUAGAAUUGGACCAAGUUCAACAUCAGCCUCCUUAAGCUCCAGCAUGUCAACAUAUAAUGGCUCAGCCAAGACAUUCACACUGGCUGAUAUGGAAAGAACCACAAACAGAUUUGAUGAUUCAAGAGUUAUUGGAGAAGGUGGUUUUGGUCGAGUAUACCAAGGAACUCUUGAAGAUGGAACAAUGGUGGCUGUAAAGGUUCUCAAGAGAGUUGAUAGGCAAGGUGAGAGAGAAUUCUUGGCUGAAGUUGAGAUGCUUAGCCGUUUGCAUCACAGGAAUUUGGUCAAGUUGAUCGGCAUUUGCACCGACGAAAAUGUACGUUGCCUUGUCUAUGAACUCAUUCCUAAUGGCAGUGUGGAAUCGCAUCUACAUGGUGUUGACAAGGAAACUGCUCCACUUGACUGGAAUGCUCGAGUAAAGAUUGCGCUAGGGGCGGCUCGAGGCCUAGCCUAUCUUCAUGAAGAUUCAAGCCCUUGUGUCAUUCAUCGUGAUUUCAAAUCUAGCAACAUCUUAUUAGAACAUGAUUUUACUCCCAGAGUGUCGGAUUUCGGGCUCGCCAGGUCCGCUUUGGAUGAAGGAAAAGAGCACAUUUCGACGCGAGUAAUGGGAACUUUCGGCUAUGUGGACCCUGAGUAUGCAAUGACUGGGCAUCUUCUUGUCAAGAGUGAUGUGUACAGCUAUGGUGUUGUUCUUCUUGAGCUUCUUACUGGGAGGAAACCUAUUGACAUGUCACAGCCUCCUGGACAUGAGAAUCUGGUUGCUUGGACUCGUUCUCUUCUCACAAACAUUGAAGGAUUGCAAGCAAUUAUCGAUCCAGUUCUUGGUGCUAAUUAUCCUCAGAACAGUGUGGCUAAAGUAUUAGCCAUUGCUUCUAUGUGUGUUCAGCCUGAAGUAUCGCACAGACCAUUAAUGAGUGAGGUAGUUCAGGCAUUAAAAUUAGUGUACAAUGAGAGUGAUGAGUAUAGGCAAUCAGUAAGCUACAGUCAGGAUGAAAUGUCAGUAAGAGAUGUGGAGAGUGGAAUAAGUGUUGAGCUGUGUCAUGGAACAGCUAGAGAGAGAAAUGAAUUAGAUGUAUUCGGUCCAUCUUCGAGCUUUGCAGGAGAUGCUUCUGGUUCAUUUCGACGGUAUUCAAGCUCAGGUCCAUUAAGAACAGGUGGAAGCAGGCUUUUUUGGCAAAGGGUGGGAGGGUUGGGGUCGGGGAGUUCGAGCGAGCAUGGAUUUGUGCGUGGAUUUUGGUUAAGAAGACAUCGAUGGUCUCAAGAGUAGUGUCAGAAUUUAUUCAGCAAAUGAAGGAAUCUGAUAUGAAGUUGAUAUAUUAGAGGAGCUGCUUUUUAUAACAAGUUUGUUCUUACUGAAGCUGAACUUGCAGAAGCUUUGCUUUGGAGGUACAAGGGAUGGAUGGAUGAUUUAGAAGAAAAUUGAUGCACUGCUUUGUUGAGCUUCUAUAUCAUGAAAUCCAUGGUGGCUAAGAUUGGGCAUCUCAGACAAUUAAAAACUGGGAUAUGAGAUUUUGUUCGAGACAAUUUUAUUACUACUUAAAGCAGCUUUUUAGUAAAAAAUUAAGGUUUUUGUAUUAAAAAGUUAUUUUAAGUGGUAAUGAAGCCGUCUCAAAUGAAGCCUUAAUUGAUGAAGCAAAAAAAUUAUUGCUUUAUGUACAUGAGAAAGAAAGCAAAGGAAAAUGAUUGCAUAUUUUUUGUUCUUUGUGCAAGGAACAAUGAAAAGAUGCUCUAUAUUUCAAUAAAGUUUGAAUUGGGGUACUUGCUUUGGCCUCUCAUUUUACUUCAACAA
This is a messenger RNA of Dendrobium catenatum, 3110 nucleotides long. Its product is annotated as receptor-like serine/threonine-protein kinase ALE2. The record is from RefSeq and is a predicted model, not a curated record. Gene Ontology annotation, molecular function: protein kinase activity; ATP binding. Gene Ontology annotation, biological process: protein phosphorylation. The transcript is spliced from 8 exons. Lineage: Eukaryota; Viridiplantae; Streptophyta; Magnoliopsida; Asparagales; Orchidaceae. The coding region runs from base 222 to 2588 and encodes 788 amino acids.